Messenger RNA from Desarmillaria tabescens, 1337 nucleotides. RefSeq lists its product as uncharacterized. Bases 233 to 1189 code for a protein of 318 amino acids. The transcript has 2 exons. NCBI's taxonomy places the organism in Eukaryota, Fungi, Basidiomycota, Agaricomycetes, Agaricales, Physalacriaceae. The record is from RefSeq and is a predicted model, not a curated record.
UCUAGCAUUGUGUGUUUCUUCCUUUACAGCACCACCACAACCUCUCGGUGUACUCACAACUGUGUUCCAACCUACGUUGACUAUAGACAGACUCUGUCUGCUAGGUGCGAUUUCGUUGUGUUUGAUGCUUCAGAUACUCACUCUGCUAUGAAUGGAAAGGGAAUCUGGAGAGCUUUUGAAGGGAUCUUGAGAAGAUCACGAUUACAAAGACAACUUCAUCUCCGAAAGCAGCAUGAACUACUUGACAUAUCGAAUACCUCUGAAGAUCACACUCUCCGCCUAUACUGAGACGGGACAAAAAGAAUCAACCAUUCCAGUGUUGGCGCAACGAUCCUACACUGGUAGACGGGUCAUACCAUCUACUUUGGCCAAUACUCUGUGCAUCUCACUCGGUGCUGGUAGAGUAUCGGAGAAGCUGAACAUGACACUCGGCACGUCAUACACUCUAGACGGUUACCCCAUCUCAAAAUCAUUUCUGGAUUCCUGUAUCAAACGAAAUCACGAUUUUGGGACUGCCUACGCUCAUUCUCAGCGUUCGAAUGACAAGGCCAUCAUCAGAGGUGACUUAUGCAAGCGUGAAGUGAGGGACCGAAAGAUGCGACAGGCAGUACUCUGUGAUGGCAGGAUCAGCAAGAAGGAAGUACCCCCUCGGCGCGUGUGGGAUCUAGGUGCUAAUCGGGUGGUGCCGUACUGGGUCGCUGCCAACCGCCCGUGGGGGAUAUCGCAUGCAUGGGUGGAUGAGAAGGAUCGCGAGGAUGUGUGGACUCCUAUCAAUGGGUACCAGUGGCCCGUGCCGAUGCCGAAGAACGCCGACCUUAAUCUUAUCCGCAUCGAGAUGUUGAACAAAGGAGCGCGGUAUGCAUGGUUGGAUGUUCUGUGUCUGAGGCAGAAGUAUGAUGCUAGGCAGAAUCACCUUGAGGAGGAUCACCGCAGGGAGAAUCUCCGCGUGGAGGAAUGGAAGCUUGACGUGCCCACGAUCGGGUAUGUGUAUGACCAAGUGCAUGUGGUGUAUUACCUCAGCGGACUGGGUCUGCCGCUGGAUUUGACACCCGGGUACUUCGACAGUGAUCGGUGUUGGUCCAAUCGAGCCUGGACACUUCAAGAGAUCGGCCGUCGCUGUAACGUGAUCAUUGCUGGUGAUACCGGCGAGCACAACGUCUGGACUAUGUUCCAUGAACAACUGGAAUGAUUGCGGUUUAUGCAUUCAAUGGGUGACAUCAUAUUGCAGAUGCAGAAACGGGUGUCGACAAAUCCUAUCGACAGAGUCGCAGGGUUGGUAUACUGUCUCGAUCUGCGGUAUAUCCCAAUAUAUGAUGCAGAACAAUCAGGAGAGAGCG